ACUCUGGCUAAAUUAAUCAACAAACAUCUCUAAUCUCACGGAGAAGAAGAAAACCACCCCUCUUUUCCUGUUUCUCUUCUCUUCUUCCUUCAUACUUCUUGUUCUUUCUCUGUUUGAUGUUUAGCUAGCUUCCGUUAUUAGUUCUUACAAUAUACUAUUAUUUCUGCAUUUUGAUGUCCCACCACCAUAGGGUCCACCCCAUGGAUGUAGAAACGAAUACUGGUGGACCUCCAAAAUAUGUAAUGUUAUCAGAAAAUGGUGGAGAUGCUGGUGUUCGUCCGCCUCCUUAUCGUCGUAACAUCCCACGUUACCAUUCUACUGCUCAACCUUACAAGAAGAAAGGAAAUUGUUGUCUCAAAUGUAUUUGUUGUUUCUAUUGUUUUCUUUUCAUACUUAUCUUCGGGGUAUCUGCUUUUGUUUUCUAUGUCCACGCUAUAUACCAACCCAAAAUGCCUACUUAUAAAGUCGAUCAUAUUGGUAUUGGUGCUUUCGAUCUUCAAGCGGAUUUCAGUCUCUAUACAGAAUUUGACGUUACUGUUAGAGCCGAAAACCCCAACGAAAGAAUUACUAUUUUCUAUGCACCUGAAAGUUCAAUCGCUAUCACUUAUUCUGAUUCAACACUCUGUACAGGAAAAAUACCAACGUUUAAACAGGGUCAUCAAAAUGUGACUUUUAUGGAUAUUGUUUUGAAAGGUAAAAGUGAAUUCGGUUCAGGUCUUCAAGAAGCUCUCCUGGAUAACAGAAAAACAGGAAAAAUUCCUCUACUGAUUAUUGUUAGAGCGCCAAUCGUUAUUGAGAUGGGGGACUUGCCAUUAAAACAAGUUACGUUUCUUGUUAAUUGUUCAUUAGUCAUUGAUAGUUUGACACCCAGAAAACAAGUCAAAAUUCUUUCGACAACAUACCAUGGUGCAAUUGAACUGUCAUGAUUCAUGCAAUGUGGAGAGUGUGGAAAGAGGAAGUUGUAACUCGAAUAUUUAUGGCCUUCAAUGUUCAAUUGAUGCGGCGCCUUCGAUCUUUAUUAUGGAAGUUUUAUUAACGAAUGAUCAUAAUAGGGGUUUGCGUAAGAACCACCGUACCCAUUCAACAAAUUUAACGGUAACUUCCUUCCGCACUAGAGUGGCUUCAUAUUGCUCUCAGUUCAAUUCAAUUUGUAUUUUUAAUUUUAAGUUUCUUGAUUGAUUUUCCUUCAAAUUCUUGUAAACACAUUACAUAUCUUUAGGUUUAGUAUAUAGCAGAUUUCACAUAUACAUAUACUAGGAUAGUACCCGUGCCGUAACGGUACGGAGCUAUGGGUUGUUUUGGUGUUGGUUAAAAUUUUUUUCCUUGAGAGAAUACCAUGAGCCGAUCGUGGGAAAUUUGGGGAACGAUAAUCUUUCUUAAACUAAAUUCGAAGCCUUGAUUGAUAUUAUUAACAUCAGCGGGAGCGGUUUUUUAUUGAAUGGUGUUUAGGAUGUCCAUAUAUUGAUGUACAUUGAUAUAUAUAUAUAUAUACAUACAACAGAGAGUAAUUUUUUUUGGUAGUUAA
Molecule: messenger RNA, 1525 nt
Organism: Papaver somniferum (opium poppy)
Lineage: Eukaryota; Viridiplantae; Streptophyta; Magnoliopsida; Ranunculales; Papaveraceae
Product: NDR1/HIN1-like protein 6
Exons: 1
Coding region: 174-926 (250 amino acids)
Cellular component (GO): plasma membrane
Source: RefSeq, a predicted model, not a curated record